AUGUCUCGUCGUCGCACUUCACACAGCGAAUCCAUGAACGAGUCAUACUCUUUCACCCAAACACCAAUCCCUCAUCGCCGAGGUCCGAUCGAAGGCCCUGAUGGCCGUCGCCUCAUCCGCCGCGUCACCUGGCGCUCAUCAACCUACAAGCUUAUGGCCUCGUUAUGGGUCCUAGGUGUUCUUUACAUCCUCUGGCUGAUCCGUGAUCUCUACUAUCUCCCUUUCGAACAGUCCACCCCACCUAUCCGUGCCGAAUGA
Messenger RNA from Penicillium odoratum, 258 nucleotides. RefSeq lists its product as uncharacterized. Bases 1 to 258 code for a protein of 85 amino acids. The record is from RefSeq and is a predicted model, not a curated record. The transcript has a single exon. Lineage: Eukaryota; Fungi; Ascomycota; Eurotiomycetes; Eurotiales; Aspergillaceae.